AUGAAAACGGUUGGGGGACAAAAACAACUAACAGAAAUCGAAGAAGAAAAUCUUGUAAAUGUUCUGGUAGCUGUCAGUGACUAUGGUUCUCCAAUGACCAAGUUAGACCUGAAAAUGCUUGUUUUUAAUUAUUUGGAAAAAAAUUCACGCAGUCAUAUUUUUAAUGGAAAAAUGCCCGGAAACACUUGGGUAGAAAAUUUUUUAAAUAGACAUUCAUCAAAAUUAUCAGUUCGAACUACACAAAAUAUAAAAAAGGUCCGGGCCGAGAAAGGUCUGCUAGAAAUGCAAAAUUUCUUCGAUAAUUUACAAGCGACGCUGAAGGAUAUUCCACCUAGUAACAUCCUUAACUACGAUGAGACUAAUUUGUCUGAUAACCCGAGUAAUUUAAAAUGCAUUUUUAGAAGGGGCAUAAAAUAUCCCGAAAGAAUUUUAAACAGUUCUAAGAGUUGUGUUUCGAUUAUGUUUACGGUGUCUGCAGCUGGUGACUGUCUUCCAACAUAUGUAGUAUAUAAAGCUACAAAUCUAUAUUCCGAAUGGGUUGACGGAGGUCCUGAUGGAACUCGUUACAAUUGCACGAAAUCGGGUUGGUUUGACUCUGCCUGUUUUGAGGAUUAUUUUAGAACAAUUAUACUAAAGUGGGCAAAGAAUCUUUCAGGACCAAAAGUCAUAAUAGGUGACAAUUUUCUAGUCACCUAA
Molecule: messenger RNA, 696 nt
Organism: Parnassius apollo (apollo)
Lineage: Eukaryota; Metazoa; Arthropoda; Insecta; Lepidoptera; Papilionidae
Source: the annotation of a GenBank genome assembly